AUGCACUACGGUGGCGGCGGUCCCGGCCAAGCAAUCAUCAACACGACUAGUGGAGCACUCAUCUGCUACGACGUCAACAACGAAAAAAUCUACGUCAACACCGACGCCGAUACGACCAACUUCCAAGGCAACACCAACACCAUUUCCGCAGCGGAUUGCCAUACGCUUGGCGAUGUCACGUUCAGGACGUCGUUCAACAGCGCGAGCAACUACUUUCAGAUCUGCACGAUUACCUAUAACGGGGUGGAUACUGAGGGUGUGGUUACCACGGAUAUUGAUUCGGGGACGGUGAGUGUGUCGAGUACUUAUUGCACUAUCUACAUUCCUUGCUAG
This is a messenger RNA of Alternaria infectoria, 333 nucleotides long. RefSeq lists its product as uncharacterized. The transcript has 2 exons. NCBI's taxonomy places the organism in Eukaryota, Fungi, Ascomycota, Dothideomycetes, Pleosporales, Pleosporaceae. The coding region runs from base 1 to 333 and encodes 110 amino acids. The record is from RefSeq and is a predicted model, not a curated record.